AUGACUGCCCAGCGAGUAGCAAUCAUUGGGGCUGGGGUUUCUGGCCUGUGUGCCCUGAAAUGCUGCCUGGAUGAGGGGCUGGUACCCAUCUGCUUCGAGAGGAGCGGGGACAUCGGGGGCCUCUGGCGCUUCGAGGAGCACCCCGAGGAGGGACGCGCCAGCAUCUACCCCUCCCUUAUCAUCAACGCUUCCAAGGAGCUGAUGUGCUUCAGUGACUUCCCCAUCCCUGAGGACUUCCCCAACUACAUGCACAACUCCAAGAUCAUGGAGUACUUCCGCAUGUACGCCCAGCACUUCGACCUGCUCCGCCACAUCCGUUUCAGGACCAACGUGUGCCGUGUGACCAAGCGCCCCGACUUUGCCGCCACGGGCCAGUGGGAGGUGGUUGCGGAGAGCGAGGGGAAGCAGGAGGUGGACGUCUUUGACGCCGUGCUGGUGUGCACCGGGCACCACACCGACGCGCACCUCCCGCUGAGCACCUUCCCAGGGCUGGAAAAGUUUGAGGGCUGGUACCUGCACAGCCGGGACUACAAGGACCUGCAGUCCUUUUGGGGGAAGCGGGUGGUCGUGGUCGGCACCGGGAAUUCAGGAUGCGACAUUGCGGUGGAGCUCAGCCAAGUGGCCAAGCAGGUCUUCCUCAGCACCCGGCGUGGGACCUGGGUGCUGCACCGGGUGGCAGAUGGGGGGUACCCCUUUGACUAUCUCUACCUCAGACGCUUCUUACAGCUCCUCUACAGACUGAUGCCCCACAUCAUCAACUUUCUCAUAAGCAGAAAGCUGAACGCCCGCUUCAAUCACACGCUCUAUGGCCUCCAGGUCUUUGAACAGCACCCAACUGUCAGCGACAACCUCUCCAACCGCAUCAUUUCGGGCAAGGUGCUGGUGAAGCCAAACAUCCGGGAGUUCACGGAGACGUCUGCCAUCUUUGAUGACGGCACCAGGGAAGAGAUUGAUGCUGUGGUCUUUGCCACAGGAUACAGCUUCUCUUUCCCCUUCCUCGAGGGCUACGUGAAGGUGGUGGAGAACCAGAUCCCCCUCUACAAAUUCAUGUUCCCCCCUGACCUGGAGAAGCCAACGCUGGCUUUCAUUGGCCUCAUCCAGCCCCUGGGCCCCAUCAUGCCCAUCUCCGAGCUCCAGUGUCGCUGGGCCACCCGCGUCUUCAAGGGGCUGCUUGACCUGCCACCAUCUGCCAACAUGCUGGCUGACAUCAUGCAAACCAAGGAGGAAAUGGCCAAGCGGUAA
Molecule: messenger RNA, 1242 nt
Organism: Phalacrocorax carbo (great cormorant)
Lineage: Eukaryota; Metazoa; Chordata; Aves; Suliformes; Phalacrocoracidae
Source: RefSeq, a predicted model, not a curated record